Ctenopharyngodon idella (grass carp) is the source of this 7301-nucleotide messenger RNA. RefSeq names its product GLI family zinc finger 3 (gene gli3). The transcript is spliced from 13 exons. Gene Ontology annotation, cellular component: nucleus. The record is from RefSeq and is a predicted model, not a curated record. Gene Ontology annotation, biological process: smoothened signaling pathway; regulation of transcription by RNA polymerase II. Bases 1060 to 5490 code for a protein of 1476 amino acids. Gene Ontology annotation, molecular function: DNA-binding transcription factor activity, RNA polymerase II-specific; RNA polymerase II cis-regulatory region sequence-specific DNA binding. Lineage: Eukaryota; Metazoa; Chordata; Actinopteri; Cypriniformes; Xenocyprididae.
UGUUUUUAUUACAAAUAUAUUGUUAACACAGAUCCUUAUGUAUUUAGGCCAUUGGUUCUCAACCACAAACUUCCAAAGAACCUGCAAGAUGACUUAGAAUAAGAAAAAAUGUCUUAUUAAAAUAAAACAUGCAUUAAAAUAAGCUUAAACAAAUAAAACCAAGAUGUAAACUGAUAUUAUAUUCUUGUUUAAUGCCCUUAACAACUUUUUAAGCACCAGAAUUUUCUUUGAAAACCUGGAAAUAUGAGGGAAUUUCAAAAGUGUGUUUUCCAGAUCUGGAAAUUUCUGGAAAUUAAAAAAUCCUAAAACAUCAUGUUUUAUAAAGAUUUGCUAGUUAUGUCUAGCUCUAAAAUAUUUCAGCGGGUAGAAAUGCUGAAUAACAUUCAGUUAUUAAAAAUUGGGUAAUAUUUUAAUUAUUUAAAUGAUUUAUAAAUAUUUAAUUAUUUUAUUAUAUUCCCAGUCCCAGUUUUUGAAAAUAAUGUUUCAAAAUAAGCAGCUUUGUCAUUACAUCAGAAGUACCAGAAAUAUCUUUUAGGAGCCUUUAAAUAUUGUCUUUUGGGGGCCAUUGAAAUUAAAAACUUACUGCACUGUUAGUUACUGCACUGUGAGAUGAACACAGAAUUGAUCAAAUGACUGCUUUUUUUUUUUUUUUUUUUUUUUUUGUCGCAGGCAUGAAUUAGUGGUUAGCACACAUGCUAACACAUUUAGCUGUAGUGCUCUUGUAUAUCUCUUUAUACUCUACGUUUCAAUAAAACUGGCAAAAUUGAAAAUUAUAUUUAGUAAUAAUUAAAAAGAAAUAAAGGAUUAAUAUUCAUUCUUUUUUAUUUUUCUCUCAUUUAGAGGAUGACAGUUCGGGUUCCCCGUAUCAUCGUGAGAGACGUAAUGCCAUCAGUGGGCAGACCACGGUUCUGGGCACAUCAGGAAAACUGAGUGAGGAGCCAUCCACCUCUACAGAAGAGCGCUCCCCAUUGGUGAAGAAAGAACUUCACAGUUCUCUGCCCCACCUUUCAGAUCACACCCUGCCCUAUCGGGGGACGUUGUUCACUAUGGACCCUCGCAAUGGAUACUUGGACCCUCACUAUACUACACCUCAGUUCUUUCCUGCUUUUCAUCAUCCGGUACCAAUUGAUGAUAGACACACACAAGGCCGGUACAUUUACGAACCCUCGCCGGUACCGCCACUACACGUCGCCCCACACUGGUUUGACCACGGCAGAGUACUACCACCAGAUGGCCCUGCUUGCAGGUCACCGCAGCCCCUAUGCUGACAUCAUUCCCUCAGUGGCAUCCACAACGGGGCCUGCAAGCAACGCCCUGCAUAUGGAGUACCUGCAGGCUAUGGAAAGUUCUCGAUUUCCUAGUCCUAGGUUCACAAAUCGGCCCAGCAGAAAACGACCCCUUCCCAGCUCCCCUUCCCUGUCUGACCCCAGUUUUGACCUGCAGGCCAUGAUUCGCACCUCGCCCAACUCUCUAGUCACUAUCCUUAAUAAUUCCCGCUCCAGCUCAUCCACCAGUGGAUCCUACGGACACCUCUCAGCUGGCACUAUUAGCCCUGCAUUGAGUUUUGCAUAUCCUCCAACGCCUGUAGCACUACAAAUGCAUCAGCAGCUUAUCGGUCGGCAACCGGGUAUUGUAGGUUCUGCCUUCGGACACAGUCCGCCCCUCGUGCACCCAGCUCCUGCUUUUGCCACCCAGAGACCUGUUCCUGGCAUCCCCCCCUCCAGCCUAGCACCUACAGAACGUUCCACAGCCUCAAAUGACUCACAGACGAAACCCACCAGUGAGUCGGCUGUGAGCAGCACAGGUGACCCCAUGCACCACAAACGCUCCAAACUCAAAGCAGAUGAGGAGCCGCCCAGCCCCGGAGCUGUUAGCAUGCAGGAGCAAACGGAUGGAAUGACUCUGGUAAAAGAGGAGGGCGAUAAAGAGGAGGGCAAGCAGGAGCCGGAGGUAGUGUAUGAGACCAACUGCCACUGGGAAGGUUGCUGCAGGGAGUUCGACACCCAAGAGCAGCUUGUGCAUAGUCUGGAAGUCCCAGUGGUUGCUGUUGUCCUGUACCGUGGCAGGCCGAAGAUGAAUAGAUCUCUCCUCAGAGCUGCACGUGUAGCAUCAGCACCUCACAUAAAUAAUGACCAUAUCCAUGGAGAAAAGAAGGAGUUUGUGUGUCGCUGGGAGGAAUGUUCAAGAGAGCAAAAACCCUUUAAGGCCCAGUACAUGCUGGUGGUGCACAUGCGCAGACAUACAGGAGAGAAGCCUCAUAAAUGCACGUUUGAAGGCUGUUCAAAGGCCUACUCCAGACUGGAGAACCUGAAGACACAUUUGCGGUCACACACAGGAGAGAAGCCCUAUGUGUGUGAACACGAAGGUUGCAACAAAGCAUUUUCCAAUGCUUCAGACCGGGCCAAACACCAGAAUCGCACACACUCCAAUGAGAAACCCUAUGUGUGUAAAAUCCCUGGCUGCACUAAGCGAUAUACUGACCCCAGCUCUUUACGGAAACAUGUUAAGACUGUACAUGGUCCUGAAGCCCAUGUCACCAAGAAACAACGUGGGGAUACAUACCCGCGACCCCCACCUCAGCCACGAGAACCUGGAGGUAAUGGACAAAGCAGGUCACCAGGACAACUGCCUCUCGGAGCGAUCACGGACCAAAGGGAGUAUAACCAUGCUACCUCGAAACAGGAUGAAUGUCUACAAGUCAAGUCAAUCAAAACAGAAAAGCCCAUGACGUCUCAGCCAAGCCCUGGCAGUCAGUCUUCAUGCGGCAGUGACCAGUCCACCGGCGGCCCCCAUAUCGGCCGUGGAGUCCAGCUUGCUGUAAACAGCAUUGGGCUUGUGGGGGAGGUGGCAGUACUUGAGGACAAGGAAAAUGAAGAGGAGGAGGAGGUGGAGGAAGGAGAGGGAGAGGAGGAGGAUGCCCCCAUUAUGGACUCUACAGUAUCCACUGCAACAGCCACUGCAGCAACACUAGCUUUGCAGACACGCCGAAGUGUAGGACGGCCCCUACGCUGGAUGGAACAUGUCAAGAUGGAGAGGUUAAGGCAGGUGAAUGGAGCUGUGCCUAGGCUAGGACAUCUGUCCCCAACACCACCCCCUAAAGGCCAGGCCCUGCCUGCCCUCACAGGAAAGGGUUCAUGCCUUGGUAGGAGUAAUUCUUUGGGAGUGCCCCAGCUUCCUUCACGUCCUGAACCGUCCAACACAGAGCUGACAGUUUUGAGUUUGCUGCAUGAACGGCGGGACAGCAGUGGCAGCAACACCAGCUCGGCCUACCUGAGCAGCAGCCGUCGCUCCUCUGGCAUCUCCCCCUGCUUCUCCAGCCGCCGAUCUAGCCAGGCCUCGCAGUCUGAGCACAGCCAUCAUCGGCGUAUCCACAAUCUCAGUGCCACUGACUCUUAUGACCCUAUCUCUACUGAUGCCUCCCGACGCUCCAGUGAAGCCAGCCAGUGUGGAGGUGGAGGAGGAAGUUCAGGUGGGAUGGUGUACGGUGGAAGCUGGGGUGGUGGUGGAAGUGGAGGUACUGGAGGAAGUGGGAUGGGAGCAAGAGGUGUUUUGAACCUCACUCCAGCUCAACACUAUCACCUGAAGGCCAAAUAUGCAGCUGCUACAGGUGGGCCUCCUCCCACACCCUUGCCCAACAUGGAGCAAAUGAGCCUAAAGAGUCGCCUGACUUUGAUGGGAGAUGGACAGGACACAGGCCAGCUUACACUACCACCACUGGUCAGGCCACGUCGCUGUAGUGAUGGUACACACAACUUACAAGGCAGUCAAGCAGUGUAUCAACGAAGAGGACUGUACCCUGGUGAAGGUCCUGGGAAUAGUGAUCGAAGAGCCAGUGACCCUGUGCGCCCACGGGAUCCUAGUGCUUUUGGCUUGCCACAUGUACAGCGUUUCAGCAGUCUAAACAACAUGAAUUCAUUACCCCAUCUUGCUAGUAAUCAUUACUCAGAUGGAGAAGAUCACAGUCUGGGCUGGCAGAACUACACCUGCCAAGUAGGUAGCUUUCAGAAGAGUCUACACUCCCCAUGCCCUCCUAGCAUCAUGGAGCAAUCAGCACUUGAGGAAUUGGCCAUGGACCAGGAAGGACUUCUGUUACAUGUUGAUGAGGACAUCCUACCAGAUGAUUUGGUGCAAUAUCUCCAUUCCCAAGAUCAGGAAUCGGCUCAAAACCAUAGCAGUGAUUCCAGUCCCCAUAGAUCCAGUUUUGACCAGGGUAUUGCAGAUGGCCAGAACUUCCUCAGCCCACAAGAGCAACAGAAAGAGGCAGAAGGGGAAGGCAUUAGUAAAGAUGUAAUGCCUAUCCAGUGGAAUGAAGUGAGCUCUGGUAGUGCCGAUGUUACUUCUACCAGGCAGCAAUCUCAGAGAUGCGGAAGAUGGUCAGACUCGAGUGGCAUAGUGAGCAACCCCUUUGGUCGCUUUGGAAACAUGAUUGUGCAGCAACAACUGCAUACAGAUUUUAUAGAUCAACACUUAAGUCUUCAUAGAGAUGGUGUUCAACACAUGACAGGUAUGAGCUACGGAUGCAGACAUCCAGAGCAGCAUCAACAAAUUGCAAAACCAACCCAACAGCAGUCCAAGAUGAAUCCAGGCAUUAAGAUUGAGUCUUCCUCAACCUCCCAAAUGGAAUCAAGGCACAAUAACUUUGGUCGACCAGACUUCUCUCAUAUCUAUUUGGGCCCCAUCCGCCCUAGCUGUGCCCAGCAGACAACUAUAUCCCAUACUCACCUCCAGCAAAAUCACACAAUAACACAUCAAAUCAGAGGUAAUCUUUUGUUGCAAAGACCAGCCAACUGCAGCUUGUCUCCGGCAGCACUACUGUCUCACCAGCCUCAGCCUCCUAUGUCCCAUCCACCUGUCAACAAUGGCCGUAGAGGCUUAUAUCACCCACAGUUCUACUCCACUCAGCAGGUUGGCAACAGUCAAAAUGCACAUUCAUACCAGCAGCAAAGCUUAAGAAAUGGAAAUGGCACCAAUUGCUCCCUUACAAAUCAGGUUUUAGGGCUGAAGCUUGAGGCAGAUGAUCACCUUCAAACUAGCACUUGCUCUUCCUUUCAGCAACAGCAGCCAGUGUUUAUUGCUGAGUGUUUUGACGCAGCAGAGUCCAAAACUUCAUCUUCUCACAACAUAGCACAGUCAUGUCUAAUGGAGUCCUUGUCAGAAGAGACAGAAACACCUUCUGAGGCUCUUCUGUCCCCUGGGGUUGAUCAGGUUACCAGCACGGUUGAAGGAAGCCCAGGUACCCUAGAUAAUGUGGGUUUAGAUAUUUGUUCAAUCCUUGAGGAUGGCUAUGAGCAGAGUAGUGUGGUGUCUGACAUAAUCAGUCCUAGUUUUCUCCAGGGUCUGUCUCGGACUUCCUCCCGACUGACUACUCCUCGUGUUUCUGCUGCAUUUCACAGCAUGCAUCCAGGCACUAACAACAUGGCUAUAGGUGACAUGAGCUCCCUCCUUACCACCCUCGCAGAAGAGAGUAAAUUUCUAGCUAUUAUGCAGUAGUCUGUGAACGCCUUCCCCCCUAAAAAAAAAAAAAAAAAAAUCGUAACAAUGUUAUAGAUAAGACAAAUAUAACAGACUUAUGCAUGUCAUGUUUAAAUGUGGGAUGAGUAAAAAGUUAUUACCUUAUACUUAUUAAAAUAGUUUAAUAGGCGAUGUUGACAAAGAGUUCACAAUCUAUUUUGAAGCUAUCUCAUCAUCCUAGAGGCAGUGACCAAUAAAACCAUAUAGAUACAUAUAGAGAGGCUAUUUUUUCUUUUAUAUCGCUAUAUAAUGAUGACAGGAGACACUUUCCAUCACAUUGAAACAGUAUUCUCUGUUGUUGUUGCUAUAUGUUUUGUUGUACACUGUUGCUACAAGUGCAUGUUAUUUUUCUUAGUGAACACAUUGUCCACUAAACUGAGUAGGAUAACUCAUGUAUUGUGUACCUUUUUUUUUAGAGUGCAUUACGUACUUCAAAGACAGUGUGAAUAGACAGACUUAACUGUCAACAGGUCAAGACCCUGUCUCUUAACAAGUGUUGACACUCUUAACAAGUGUCAUAUUUUGAUUAUUCUAAUUGUCUUUUUAAGUGUCUUAAAUCAACAAUAUUUCAGUGAUUUCAUAAGUACCAAAUGUUGUUUGGAUCCAUUUUUUUUCCUUCAUGGCAAGUAAGAGGGACCAUUUUUUUUUGUGUAAGUGAGAAGAAUGCUAGAGCUGAUAACUCAGUAUCUUGAUUCUAUUGACUGUAUCUUUGUAAAUAAAUGUUAAUAUUUUUUUUUUCCUUUUUAUAUUGUAAAAAAAUUACAUUUUACAUCAUUUUGUUCAUAUUGUAAAUGACUGGUGCUGACGUUAGGCAGUGCAUUAUGUGAAAUUUGUGGAAAAAACAUUGUGGUCAUUUUAGUCAAUCUCAACAUACUUAUUGCACAAAGAUGUUUGAAUUUGUGGCCAAAAAGCAUUGGUGUCAAUUCAUGCUUCAAUUUAUCUAAAUAUAUCUAAAUUUUUUUUUCUUUGUUUAAAACAGUCAGUUGUGUGCUGUUUUUGUCACAGCAGUGCAGUGCAUCUAUAGCGAGAUAUCAUGUAUGCUUUUUAGAUCAACCUGUUUUUACCUACCCAUUUAUGAUUAAAUAAGCAAAAUUAAGACUUAUAAACACCAAGACACAUCAAGCUCCACUACAAGAGCUAAGAGACUUUUCAGCAGUAUUAAAACUAUCCUGCAGUUUCUAACCUGCAUAUGUACAGCUUUUUAAAAUGGGUACUCUGGUAAUUAGGUUCUGUUUGUUUUUGUACAGUUAUUUGAACUUUUUCUGUAGUUGUGUAUCAGUGUUUUGAACAUAAAGGUGGUAUGACCCAUUCCCAUAUGAAAGGAUAAAAGGGUUUGAGCCUAAGGUAUGUGCCUUAUUAAUGCCUGUCCAUACAAAAGAAUCACUGCCAAAAAUAAAACAUGUAUGGAAAGAGUCCUAUGACUUUACAUGUUACAUGAAACAUAAAACUCUGUUGGUUGGGCAUUGAGAAAUGUAACAUGUAUAAACAAUGUUGGUUGCUUUGUUGUUUUUUUAAUAGUUAUUUGUUUUAUGUUUUUUCAUGCUUGUAAAUACAUAUUCAUUCUGUAAACUGUAGUCAAGAGUUUAGGUGGCAUCAGGGGUCAGAAUUAGUAUAAAUAUCCUACUCUAUAAAGCAGGAAUCCCUGUGCCCUCUCUUACAUUUAAACAGAGAGAUCAAAAUGGAGUCAUGGUGCCUAGCACCCUUAGACUGGGAACAAAUUCUCAAUGUUCAUUUUAUAUCAGAUUACAAAAAAAUGUUUGUAUGGUUUUAAUAAAAAAAAAUAUAUAAAA